This is a messenger RNA of Strongylus vulgaris, 297 nucleotides long. The record is from the annotation of a GenBank genome assembly. NCBI's taxonomy places the organism in Eukaryota, Metazoa, Nematoda, Chromadorea, Rhabditida, Strongylidae.
AUGUUUGCAUUGAUGUAUGAUCUGCAACUGAUGGGCGAGUCACAUUGCACGCAUUCGCGUACUCCAACGCUCCGUAAGGACGUUUUGCUUGCAGCAGAAUCUAUUUACAGGGAUGGCAAAUAUCCGGCUACUUACCGUGUAAUCUCAUUUAUCGGUUGGAAACCUGGACCAGAAAUGCCAAAACCAGCUAAGCGAGGGUCACAGAAUGUGUCGUUUAAGGACUUGGGCAAAAUCGUUGAAGAUCCCGCGCUUAUGCAAAACCUCAGUAAGAAGAAGAAUUCUCAUAAAGACGAUUAG